Molecule: messenger RNA, 5082 nt
Organism: Pseudophryne corroboree (corroboree frog)
Lineage: Eukaryota; Metazoa; Chordata; Amphibia; Anura; Myobatrachidae
Gene: SH3RF3
Product: SH3 domain containing ring finger 3
Exons: 10
Coding region: 595-3252 (885 amino acids)
Biological process (GO): positive regulation of proteasomal ubiquitin-dependent protein catabolic process; positive regulation of JNK cascade; protein ubiquitination
Molecular function (GO): protein binding; ubiquitin protein ligase activity; metal ion binding
Source: RefSeq, a predicted model, not a curated record
UGAUCAGGUUACAGAGCUCACUAUGGAGCAGCCAGGCAGCAAGCUGCAGACUGCAAUAGCAGCAGAGGGGGUGAGGGAUAGGUCACAUGAAGAAAGCAACAUACUGCUCCACUCCUUUCUUCUCCAGCACAUGCGGCUGCCCUGCUGAUCCCUGGCACCCCAGCACUGACACCCCACUCAUCCCAGUGCGCAAGUGGCACUUCUAGGAUUCUGAAUUACCCCAUAGUGUACUUGGCACCGUUAUGACAGCUGUGUUUCUAGGAAGUCUGAGCUGAGGAGAGGUCUUCUGCUGCCCUGUUGGUGUGUGUGGUGGCAUCUCUCAUCGGUCUUUUAACCUACUCUUAUCUUUCAUGGAGUUAUUGCUUGGCACGGAUGACAUGCUGUCUGAGGAGUGAGCAGAGAGGAGGGCACCUGAGAUACAGAUUGCUGUGUAUGUGAAGGCAACUUCCCUGACCCAUGUGAAGGAUCCCUGCCCCGCUUGCCAUUACAGCGCUACCACUGCCACUGUGUACCCGGCUGCCAGUGCUGGAUGGGUCGCGGCCACUCUCCUGCUUAGCUUCCCUGCUUGGCGUGUGACAAACUCGGCUGGUCUAGAUGCUCCUCGGGGCAUCCUGGCUGUGCACCUCUAAGGGACCACAGAAACCAUCUAAGGGGGAGGAGGAGGAGAGGAGACGGGAGAGGAGAGGAAGGAAGGAAGGGGGCAGCGGCGGCGGCGGAGGUGGCGGUGGAGGAGAGAUGGACGAGUCCUCGCUGUUAGAUUUGCUGGAGUGCUCCGUGUGCCUGGAGCGGCUGGACACCACUGCCCGGGUGCUCCCGUGCCAGCACACUUUCUGCCGCCGCUGCCUGCAGAGCAUUGUCAGCUCCAGGAACGAGCUGCGCUGCCCGGAGUGCCGCAUCCUGGUGGAGUGCGGGGUGGAUGAUUUACCAGCGAAUAUUCUCCUGGUCAGGCUGCUGGACGGCAUCCGGCAGAGACCCAGGAGCAGCCCCAGUGGCAGUCCCACCGCCAGCGGGCAUCACACUAGUAGUAACAACAGCAACAACCACAGCAGCAACUGUAACAGCCCGGGAUGCUCUGCCACAGGGGGCACCUCUGCCAGGCACCCACACAGCGCCGCCUGUACACCGACUCUGAGGGACCUAGCUGCUGCCAGCCAAAAUGCCAUUUUGCUAGCCAAGAAUAUUUCUCAGCUGCCAUGCGGACGAGCACUGUACACCUAUGAAGGAAAGGAACCCGGGGAUCUCAAGUUCAACAAGGGUGACGUCAUCAUUCUGCGACGGAAGGUAGAUGAGAACUGGUACCACGGAGAGUUGAAUGGAAAUCGUGGCUUCUUUCCAGCAAGCUACAUCCAGUGCAUAAAGCCUCUUACUCAGCCUCUCCCACAAGGCAAAGCACUUUAUGACUUUGAAAUCAAGGAUAAAGAUCAGGAUAAGGAUUGCUUAACAUUUACCAAGGAUGAAAUUCUGACUGUAAUCAGACGUGUAGAUGAUAACUGGGCCGAAGGAAUGCUGGGAGACAAGAUUGGAAUUUUUCCCAUUCUUUAUGUAGAGCUGAACGAGGCAGCCAAACAGCUCAUUGAAAAGGACAAGAUAUCCUUAUCUGCAGAACCAGGCUAUGAGGUCCCUCACUCAUUUGAUGCCAGCAUGAUAGUCAGUGUGACCCAGAGUGCUACUUUAAACUGUACCGGAGCUGUAAAUGCCAACCAGAGGCAUAUCGACACGAAGAAGAAUUCCAAGAAACGACACUCCUUCACAGCUCUCAGUAUGACGCACAAAUCCUCCCAUGCCAUGAAUAACAGGCACUCCAUGGAAAUUAGUGCUCCAGUAUUGAUCAGUUCUAGUGAUCCCCGCGCUGCUGCCAGAAUCGGAGGCGCUCAACUGUCAUCCAGUGCUCCAGUACAGGAUUCGGCCACAUUUGGCACUGCUACUGGGGCCGGAGCUGCUAGUCCCAAAACAAGCACACUAAUUGGAGAAAAAGGGACAUCGCCAAAAGUCCAAUUACCUCUUAAUAUAUAUCUAGCCCUGUAUGCUUACAAGCCACAAAAGAAUGAUGAGCUGGAACUACGGAAAGGUGAAAUGUACAGAGUCACUGAAAAAUGCCAAGACGGUUGGUUUAAAGGCACAUCACUCCGGACCGGGGCUUCAGGAGUUUUUCCAGGCAAUUAUGUUACUCCUGUUUCUAGGCUGCCGGCUGGACUUGUUCAGGCACGCAAUUGCACCAUGGGGGUCCCACUAUCAAGUAGAAGUUCGCCAUUAGCUUCCCAUGCAUCUCCUGGAGGGCUGACAAAUUGUACCAAUGUUGUCAGACCUGUCCUUCCUAUUACUGUACCUCAGAUACAUCCCCACCAGUCUCCAACAUCCUCUCAGAACAGCUGCUCUAGGAUAUCUACCCAGCAAGCUGUCAGCCAGACUCGCACCGCUGUGCAGAUGGGACAUUCAUCAGCACAAUCCCAAGAACGUCCCACUGCUACUGUAUCACCUAUAAGGACUCAGAACUCUCCAUCACGCCUCCCAGCAAGUCCAAACAGGCAACAUACAGCUGUUCCACUACAACACAUGCAGCAGCAGUCUCCUGUACAGACCUCUACAAUGCACUGUGCACGGCCAAUUAUUCCUUUAACAUCAGCCGCAGCAGCAAUCACACCACCAAAUGUCACUGCAGCCAACAUUAAUGGUGAAGCUGCCAAUGGACCAAUCAACUGCUUGCUUACUGCCAGCCCAACAAAGACAGAAGAUAAGAAGACUGAAAGAAGAGAGAAAAAGGGUGGACUUCUCAAACUACUGGCUGGAGCCUCUGCAAAAAAGAAAUCCCGCUCUCCUCCAUCCAUCUCACCAACCCAUGAUCACCAAGCUAUGGUGGAAGGAGUAAUACACGGAGCUGUGGGACUGGAGUUUUCCAUCACCAGCCAUGGGAGAGCAGGCUCAUGUCCCAUUGAGAGUGAAAUGCAAGGAGCAAUGGGAAUGCAUCCAUUACAUAGAAAAACUGGCUCUUUAGAUCUAAAUUUUUCAGUUCCAUCCCCAGUAAGACAGCCUGCUUGUGCAAUGCUAGCUGUACGUCCGGAGCCCAAAUCCCUGUCCCGAGAAAGAUAUCGUGUUGUUGUGCCAUACCCACCGCAGAGUGAAGCGGAAAUCGAGCUGAAAGAAGGCGACGUUGUGUUUGUCCACAAGAAGCGAGAAGAUGGCUGGUAUAAGGGAACAUUACAGAGGAAUGGGAGGACAGGGCUUUUCCCUGGAAGCUUUGUAGAAAGUUUCUGAUCACUUUAUACUAAUUGUCUUUAAACUGAAGUAGCAUCCAAUAUUGUCCCAUAUCUUGUGUGAAGAACAAAAUGUGGACUAAGAUGUACAUGACACAAAAGAAUAAGCACAAGGAAUAAAGGAUGCCAAAUCAAUAUGAGUUGCCAUUGUGACUUCCAAAGAUACACUUGGACCAUCAGCGUAACAUCUAAAGAGAACACUGAAUUUGAUGUACACCUUUGAGAAGUGGCUGAGUGGAACAUUUAAUGGUAUGUUGGAGUAGUGCCUUCCGCUUGGAACCACAAACUGAGAAGAUGUGCUUUUUGACCAUGUUUGCUAUUUGUGAUGUAUACAUUAUAAAUGAAAUUAUUUUAAAAUGAAUGUUUUAUUCUAACUUAUUUGUAUGCACUGCAGUGUUCUUAUUACUUGCCUAUGCAGGAAAGAUACGUUAUAUGAAUUGGCCAAUGGGCAUUGCACAUUUAACUAUACACUACAUGUAGUGGAAAAUAUGAAGUGACCAACAGUAUGUUUUAUCUACAACUAUUCAGCAAUAGUAAUAACUGCACACAUUAAAGAACAACUUAAAAAUAAUAAAAAAUAAAACAAAAAACUACAUAAAAAUAAUCUGAUUUAUUUUAGCAAGCCAUUUAAUACUGCUCUUUUAUUUUAUAGCUAUAUUAUUAUUAUUGCAACGUUUACAUUUCGGCAUAAAUGUUAUGUUUUGCAACUGUGGCUACUUUGAAACAUUUUGCCCAAAUCUUUUGCUCAGUCAUCCUUCGGAUUGUUCAAAAAUGUUUACAUUUAUAAGAGAAUGGCUUUUCAUAGUCCAAAAUGCAUUGGAUCAAAUACACAUGAACAUACAGGCCAAAAAAUUACAGAAAAGCACAAUAGAUUUUUUUAGGGUAGAGAAAAUGUAGAAACUGUAAUAAAAUGACUCAAUCAGCCCAUAAAAACAAUUUAUAAACAUUGUGAUUGGGACUAAUGGUUUUUCAUUGUUAAUUGAUAAGUCUGCAUUAAAAAGAAGACAUAGAAAUUACAAGUCAUACAUUUAUCCAUUUGGGAAACAAGGCAAUUAUCUUGAAUAUUUAUUUAUUUUAUUUAGCAGUUACUUAUAUAGCGCUAGCAUAUUCCAUUGUGCUUUAUAAUUUAAUAUGUUUUAUAUAGUAAAAAUGUGCUAGUAAAAAGAACACUGCAAGUUCCCUGUAAGGAAAAUACUUAUGUAAGACUGUAAAGUUGUGUUGAGGUAUAAUCCUUGUUACUUGGCUCAGAUUCUGAAAUGGUAUUAUUAAACAGAAUGUCUGGAGAUGCAGGUCUACAUCUGUGUUAUGCCAAUAAAUACAAAGAACCAGCAAAUAUAUAGGCCUGUAGGGGUAUGUCGGUGCAAUAAUUAACAGUAUGAUUACUACUAAAUGUCAAGAUACAGUGAAUAGCGUUGAGUUGUAAGGUUAAUCUAGAACUGGCAGUAUUGGCCUGGCUUUACACUGUCAAGCACCACGUCUGAGCCAUCAUUUGUACUGGCAUGACCAUUUCAAUCAACUGCAAGCUAUCUUUUCUUUGCUAAAAUGAAAUUACUGGAUAUGAAAAUCCAAGCUAUUACUGUUUAAUCUCAAUGCCAUAUGGUUUAGUCAUCAAUAAUUAAAUAUAUAAUAAAUCAGGCCUGAAUCUCACUUUAUAUACAUGACUUACGUACAUUUUUAAAUCCUAUGAUAGGGCCAUAAUGCUGAUUAUUCUAAAAUGUGUUACAGAAUUAAAUCUCACCUAUGUGGUAUUUAAGAUAAUAUCUUAUUAUACUUUUUAUGUUAAUGCUUUUAAAUAUAGGGCAGAGUCAUAAAAUCAAUACUACAAUGACAA